Scatophagus argus is the source of this 8093-nucleotide messenger RNA. RefSeq lists its product as uncharacterized. The record is from RefSeq and is a predicted model, not a curated record. Lineage: Eukaryota; Metazoa; Chordata; Actinopteri; Scatophagidae. The transcript has 5 exons. The coding region runs from base 373 to 1860 and encodes 495 amino acids.
CGCUCUCGGUACCCACACGGUGCUCACAUCUGGGAAUGACUGAUGUUAUUUCUGAAAGCCAAAAUGGCGCGGCUGAUUGCGAGGGCGCGAGCGUGCACGGCGCGCGCGGGCUAAGACAUGUGGGCGGGAAAUGCUGUUGCGCCUCUACUCGGGUCUUUCCGGCAGCCUCCGAACGGGCUGAACACGCGCGGUGAGUCGAGGCGGAGAGAGAAGCAGCAGCCGGAGGAACAGAGCCGAGCAGGCGCCGGAACAGCCGACCGACCCGCGGCCGAUUAUUAGCCAGUGUUCCGUUGGGGAAACAGGGCCGGGGGGUGGGCUGGGGGCUCGGGUACAGGAGAAUGAGAGAGCCCUCUUACCGGAGGGGGCGAAAACAUGAACGGGGCCGUGUACAUUUCGUUUUUUCAGGGCCAGCUGGAGUCCGUGCUGGAGCAAGUCGUUCAGCUCGCCGUCCAGGAAAUAAGCAAGACGGUGGGCUCCAGCCUGAACACGCUGCUGCUGGAGACGGCCGUGAAGGAGCAGGAAAACCGCCGGCUCAGACUCCAGCUGCAGUCACGGGAGAACCGGGGCAGGGCCAACAGCAGCUCCGCGGACGGCGAAGGCUCUCCGGUGGCGGGUAAGAACAAGGCUGGCAAGGAGGCGACGGACGGGCGGGCGGACCGCGGCAGAACAAACCCCGAGCAGCGGCAGCAGCAGCAGCAGCAGCAGCAGCUUCACGCCCCCGGAGGGCAGGGCGCCGAUCCCGGCGUGCCCACUGACACACGGCGCCUGGAGCAGAGAGGACGAGUCGUGGACCAGCUGAAGUCGGUCAUGGAGCGGGUCCUGGACUUCGCCGUGCGCGAGCUGACGAAGAUCGUGGAGGCCUCAUUUGAUGACCUCCUGCUGGAGUUCACCAAGAUGGAGACGGAGCACCAGGUCCUGGAGGAGAGGCUGGGCAAGAGCUCGGACCGAGGGGGAGGAGGGGGGAGAGGGGGAGCCGGAGGGAGGAGGAGGGGGUCAGAGAACGACUCGGUGUCACCCAGCGGCUCUGAAGACGCCCGGGAGGAGCUGGCUGAGGUCACGGUGUCCAAAGAGACGGCGCCGACGUGCGACUCGGAGCGUCCCCCCAUCCUCUCGGUCUCUCAGGACUGGGUUCCCAUCCUGGACAAAGUCUUUGGACAGAAGUGGUGCAGUGAGAUCAAAGAGCUUGAUGGUGAAGGAGGAGGAGGAGGCGGUGUGGGCGGGGCCCAGCAGGUGCAGCCUGUCUCCGCCCCCUCCCUGACAAUGGAGCCCUCCCCCUCCUCCCCCCAGCAGGACCCCCGCUGGACUCCUCUGGAGGACAUGGAGGUGUUUUCUCCUGAUGAAGAAGUUGUAGACGCGGAGGGAGGAAGCAGCAGCAGCACAGGAACAGGUCGUCGCUCGUCCGCCUCGAUGCUUCACCGUCUCCUGACUCUUCCGUCUCAGUUGCUGGAGGACGACAGUGAGGACGCUGCUGCCGCCAGAGAAACGCUGGCUGCUCUGGCGACCGACAGCAGCGACACCGACCGCCGGGAUGGCGCUGAGCCGCUGGGGCGGACCUGCCAAUCGCCUCUGACGACCAGGGAGGAGGAGGAGGAAGAAGAGGAGGAAGAAGAGGAGGAGGGGGAGGGCAGAUGGAGGAAGAAGAAGAGGCGGAGGGUUUGGUCUGAGUGCGAGGAGUGCGGUCGGCGGUUCAGUCGGAUGUCUCUCCUCAAGGCUCACCGUCAGACUCACGUGGCCGAAAACGCCGCUGUCGAUGCUUCAUCUCCGCCCAGCGGCGCCGCCUUGGCGCUUCGCUGUUCAGAGUGCGGGAAGAGGUUCUCCUCUGCGACCCGCCUCCACAGCCACAUCCGCACCCAGCACUGAGCCGGUCAGCUGGGUUCAGGAUCCACGAAGGCGAAGCCAGAUCAGAACCAGAGACCAGAAACACAACGGGGGCUGAGUCCAGAUCUGAAGUCUGAAGAUCCAAAUGGUACGCAGAUGACAGCAGGGGGCUCGACUGAUUCUACACGCUGACACACUGAGAUACUUUUACUCUGAAACAGGAAGUUCAAUCAACCUGCCCAUUAAUUUCAUGGCUAAAAAAUGGUGAAAAAUUCUCGUCACAGUCUCCCAGAGUCCAAAGUGAUGUCUUCAGGUUGCUGCUUCUGUCCAACAAGCAGUCCCAAACCCAGAGACUCUUCAGUUACCGUCGGAAAUGACAAAGAUGAGCAGCAGAUCCUGGAGCCAGCGGGUGUCGAUUCAUCAAUUAUCAAAAUGGUCGGCAACUAAUUCUCUUUAGUUCUGUCCAUCGUUGUUACUGUCAAUCAAUGAAUCAUUUGGACAGAAAGCAGAAGAACAUCCAUGAGAGUUUCUCAAGGUCCAACAUGGCGUCUUCUAACGUCUCGUUGUGUCCAGCUGUCCAAACCUCGAAGAGCUUCGGCUCACAGGAUCUAAAACAGAUGGCGGCGGUUUCAUUGAUUACUGACUCAAUGAACCAACUUUGACUGCACUUCAGAGAACUACUCUGCAGUUACAGUUAUAAUAUUAUUAUAUAUUAUGAUAAUAUCAUAUUAUGUGUUUUGGAGUAGCGGUGGAAAGGCCGAUGCUUGAGACUUCAGCAGCCUUCAGAGCUGUUUUUCUCAGAAUAUUUGACGUGUUUUCUCUUUGUCGCACGUUAAACGGAAAAACAGGAACUCUGAACUAGAAGAAAAACAUGAGCUUUGUUUGAAUCGCACGUGAACACGUGUCAGUAACAUGUUACAUAAGAGGAACCCUGAAACAAUUUUUUCCCUCUUUAUUUCACCAAAAUCGGUCUGCCCGUCAGCACCUGUACUUGACAGCCAAUCAGGGCUUUGGAGGAAGGUCACAUGGUCUGAAUGGGAGCCAAACGGAAGACAAAAACAUCUCAGCCAAAACUUGAAAGACCUGAAAAUGUGUUUCUUGGGGUCCGCCACAAUCUCAAACCAAUCUGCCAAAGUUCGAACACAGAGAUUUCUACACCAAUCAGGAGCCUGAAAAAGUUUUUGGUGUUGAAAUUAUCAUAAGAUAUUAAUUAUGUUAUAACGUUUUCCCCCCGAUUUUAACUUUGAGGCCUGUUUGGUGAAGAGUGUUUACGUUACUGAUGAAUGAACGUUUAAAAUCAAGUUUUCAGGGGCUCCGCACUGAUUUUAAUUACUUCCAAAUGUCGAGCGCUGAAACAAAGUUGACUUGUUAAGGGACGCAGAAGGAUGAGACUAGAAAACGAAACGAAAUACAAGAAUCCGAUUGGGAGAACAAAACAGAAGUCAUGACCAGAAGCGUUUGAUGAGGAGGCCUCAGAUCAGCUCCCCCUCCUGCUGUAAAAUACCCAAAACCUUUCUAGUGGACAGGAAGGAGCUCCAGCUGCUGCAGUCGAGUUUCUGUCCCGGCACGUCAGUUUUUUUGCAAUAAGCUCGUUGGCUCAGCGGUCGGACGGCUGGAGCGACGUUUCCUGUCCCUGUGUUGGUGGUGAUGGUCGUGGAUUUGGUUUCCCGUGGAUCAGUCCGGCGUGGACGGUCACUCACACAGGACAGAAGUGACCUUUAGUUUUUCUACGUGUUGUUUUUAAAGUGCUCUUUGUUGUCUUUCUCAGUGGACACCAGUUUUUUCUCCUUUUUUAGACGGCUUCAGAUUAUCGUUGGGUGCAUUUUUUUGUCGUCGUAUUUUAGAUUUUGGAUGAUCUUUGGUGAUUCGUGCGCCACUGCUCGUACAGAAAAACAGACUCCAUCAGUGGCGCCGAUCGUUUUUGACUUGUCGAAUGUGAACCUUUUUAUCCUUUUUACGUUUGUUGUACAGUUUUUACUUUUCAGACAGAACUGAUGAUGAAGAAAAGAGAGGGAAGGUUUUUAAACCUGUGCUGGUUUAUGUCUCUCCUUCCUUCCUUCCAUCCUUCCUUCCUCCCUCCCUUCCUUCCUUCAUCCCACCCUUGUUUUUCAGUCCUGUUGGGUUUUGUAACCUCACAUUAACAGAUACCUCCUGUUUUCUGCUGGAAAUUAUUGUUUUUCCACUGAUUGUUUUCUUUACAUGAAUUACUCUGCUGUGUAUGGAAGCCCAUUACUGCCAGGAAAACAAAAAGUUACAGAUGAACGUCAAGAACAGAAAAAUAAAAAAGCAGACAAGCAAAUGAAAAUUAAUCUGAUCCUUAUGGAAGCCAUUUUCUGCCAGUAAAAGAGAAAACAGAUGGCAUGUUACAAUUAAAAAAUAUAAACACUCAUUUAAGUUGAAGUCAUGUGACAAAAUCAACAUUUAGAUUUUAUUUCCUUGUGAAAAAGUAGUUUAUGAUUUUUGAUGUUGGUGGUGCCUCCCAGCAAGUGUGGGUUUUCCAGCUUCCUCCCACAGUCUCAAACACAUCACAUCAGCUCAACUGGCUGCUCCACUUUGCCCCGAGGUGUGUGUGUGUGUGUGAUCGGCUGGCGACCAGUCCAGGGUGAACCCGCCUGUCGCCCGUAGUCAGCUGGGAUUGGCUCCAGCCCCCCCGUGAUCCUGACAGAUAAAGCACGUAUGGAAAAUGGAUGGAUGGAUUUUUGAUUUACAGAAAUAAAAAAAUACUUGACAUCCCGUAAUUAUGACAUGCAGAUUUAAUGAUUAAAGAGUCUGAAAUAAAUAAUUCUGAGAUGUUUUGUAAUGUGGUGGAAAUGUGCUUCCAUAUAACUACCUGAUAAAUAAUAAUGUAGCGGAUGAUCGACUGAUCAAGUUAUCAAUUAAGACUUUAAAAUCUUAAAAACUCUGAAGAUGAAUCUGCAGAGUUCAGAGCCUGUUGGUCUUUACUGGUCCAGAGGUUUGGACCUAAUCUGAAGCAGACCAGCCCUCAAUCUGAACCUGAACCUGAACCUGAACCUGAACCUGAUGAAUAAAGCGGUUUUAAAUACAGACGUACUUGAUACAAUUUGGACUCGCACUCUUGUCUGAGCUCGAGGACCAAUCAGAUGCCUGGCUUUUGUGUAGUUUAUGAACGGGAAACUAAAGGUUCCUGAACGCCUCACGCUCAAUCAGAUACAAGCUCGGCCCUGACAGGAAGUUUGUUUUAUGUGUCUCAUUGGCAUGCGACUCAUUAUUCAUUUUCCCUAAUUUUCUUGUUUUAUUUUUCACCCAAAGGUGACAUGUUGCCCUACAGAAGCCAUAUCCUGCCAAAAUAAAGAUUUUAAAAUCCUCAGCAGUAAACAGAUAAAUUCUCGUAUUCCACGCCUAAACUUUAGUUAUUUCCUCAUUUAAUAACUCGUGUAUAUUUUAGUUUUUCAGUUUAUUGAAGCAAACUCAAAUUACUUAUCUUUAAAAAUAGACAUUAUUGCCAUAGAAAUAAAACUCUCACACAAUAUCAUCUUGUUGUCCAUCAAAUUACGUCUGAGGGACGUCACAUAUAAAAUCCAUUUCCCUGUAAGUCGUCCACAGCGAGAACAUGAAGGGGAAGUUCUCUGUGUUUAUGUUCGUACAACAGGAUGUGAUGGAGGGAUGGACGGUGAGGAAGAGGAGGAUCAGAUGAGGCAUGAAUACGUCAGUGGUGUGCAGGGCUUAUAGGGUUUGACCUGUGUUUGACCUCUGCUGGUGGCUGUCAUGUCUGUUAGCCAUUUCCAUUGUUUUUAUGCUCUGUAAGUGUGCAAACCUUUUCUAGCGAGAUGCUGAUUCUGUUUUUACUUGUAUGAACAAGAAACUGAAGCAAUAUGAAGCCAAAACUCUGCCGAGCAGCUGCAGUUUGGUAGAAGAGGUCCUGUUUGCAGCAGAUGAUCAAACUGCCGUCGAUAAAAUGUCCGAGAGGAGCAACUUGAAGUGCGUUUGAUUUCGGUGGCUCUUGAACCUGGUUCAUUCUCGGGUAAAUCAUAUUUCAAUUUGAUGAGAAACUGGGGAAUUAAUAAUUUAGUGUUUAAUUUCCUGUCUGCUUCAGUAACUAAAGCUUGUCGUCUGCUUUGCUAACACUUGAAUGACCCAACCACUUUUCUGCAAACUCGAGCAUCUUCGUUUAUUUGAUUCGUUGCACUUUCAGCCUCCACGUGUUCACAUACCUCAUUUUCCUCGUAAGACCUUUAAAGUGUUUUAUUUUUCCUGUUUCCACACAAACCUCAUUACCUCAGUGGAUGUAUGGCGUUGCUGUUUGACUUUGAUAAUGUGUUUGUUUUAUUUGUUCUGUUUGCGUCUCAGCUUUUUAAACCGGAGCCUCAUUCUGAUGGAUAAAAACCACAAAACUGCAAACGCACAAGCUUCUCAGGUUUGAAGACGGAGUCCCUUAAGAUCAAUUUCAUUUUUUUUUCUACAAAUAAAAAACAUCAGCUUUCUGGCCGUACAUAGUUUUUAACAGGUUGACAAGAGACCAACGGGAUGCUGGAAAUGUGGAAGCCCAGACAUGCCAAAAAAAAUAGGAAGACUAACAAAAGAUUAUGAUCUCAUGUUUUUUACUUUUUAUUUUUAUUUGGAGGAUUCAUCUUGUGUUUGUUUCUUUGUUUUCCUGGUGUAAAUGGGACUCCAUCUUUAAAUGUAAACUGGUUUUAAGUCUUGUCAUUCCUUACACAAGUUUAAAACAACACAGAUUUACGCUGCGUUCAGGUCACUAACUUACAAAAUAAUAAUAUACAACAGCAAGCACUUUAAAGUUAGGUUUUUAAAGUGCUUAAUAAAGAAAAAAAUCAUUGUCAGAAAAAUAACAUCGAGAUCAAACACGAGGGGAAAAUCAAAGAUUUUCUAAUAAGUCAUGAUACGCACACGGAAAGAAAAAACUUCAGACAUUUUCUCGUAAGGUUCAGAAUCUCACAAUUAUUUUCUCAGUUUUUAGAAAUCUUUACAUUUGUGAGAGAUUUCAAAACUCUGAUUGUAAAAAUAUUUAUUGUUUCAUGCUUUGUUUUUGUAUAAACAUAAUUACACAAUCUUUAGUAUUGGAAUUAUCAGAAACAGUCUGAUUUUUUUUCUUUCCCACUUUAGUGAAAGCAAUGCACUUCUAUAAAGUAUUUACAGGUGUUGUUGUGAUCAAAGCUUACAAAGUGAUUAUUAUCAAUUCCCUUCAGAUGCGUUUAUCUCUAAAUGUUGUUUUUACAGGAGGCUCAGGAAAUCCUUUGUAAUGUGUGCACAUCAUGUUAUUUUAAGCACUGAGGUGCACUCAGAUGGCAUUAAUGUGUGCAUAUCAGAGCACAUCUGGACUCCUGUGAUUUUUAAUGUAUUUGUUUAGCAGUUUUCUGAAAAGUGGUUGUGUGGUUCCCAUGUGGAGAGAAGAAAACCUUUUUCAAUUUAGCCUCCUCAUUAAAACUGCAGGCGGUGAAGGAGAGAAGGGAACCGAGGCUGCAGUAAACGAGUCUCGCUGGGAGCCCAUAGGGACCUCGAUCUUUAGAGACAAGAAUCCUACAGGGUUCCUUCAGGAACCGCUUCAUGGUCAGUUUAAAGACGUAGAGCUUCAUGCAGGGGUUCCUCAGGGAACGAGCUGAGGUCCUCUUAUUGUUUGAUGCAAACGUGGGAAUGAGGGGAUGAAGGGAUGUCUUAUUGUUUUCAGUUGACGUAGUUUUACUUCAUACAGACAGUACGUUUGUAACAGGGAAACGUGACUGAUGUUCUGAUGAAUCCUGGCGUGUUUUUAAUUUUGACUUUAAAUGUCCCUUUCUACUCCUGUAUAAUCUCCACGAACUGACUUGCUCUAGUUUGUUAAACAAAGUCUCAAAAAUCUCAGUGUUUGGAUUUGAUGCAAUACUUUUGAUAAAAAUGUGCCCUUUUUGUAAUUAAGCAGUGUAACUAAACCAAAUCUAAAAGAGUUUGAAGAAUACAUUUUAAGAAAUGCUGGAGCAGAGUGAUGGAGAGAGUCAAACCUUCCCUCGUCAGUGAUUUACCCAAAGCUGAUGUGACCGCUGACCACGUUGUGACCGAUGUCAGUUCUGAGUGGAUUGUUCCAGCUUUUUACAUCUCAGACCAGCGCAAUGGUCGUUAUUCACUGUUGUGUUUGUGCCCCGUGUUGAUCACAGCAGCACCGUCUGAAUGUCAUUAAGCCAAGCUCGAACUGUCUGCCACGACGAUGUGAUAAUGAAGGCGAUGAUGAUGGUGUUUUUUACUUUUAUUGCCUGUUUUAGUCUAUCAGACCGGGUACUUUUUAGUGUUAAAAUUUAAACAAAACCAAUAAAUGUUCACAACUA